Venturia canescens is the source of this 2278-nucleotide messenger RNA. RefSeq names its product neuropeptides capa receptor-like. Gene Ontology annotation, molecular function: neuromedin U receptor activity. The record is from RefSeq and is a predicted model, not a curated record. Gene Ontology annotation, biological process: neuropeptide signaling pathway. Gene Ontology annotation, cellular component: plasma membrane. The transcript is spliced from 6 exons. Bases 386 to 1819 code for a protein of 477 amino acids. NCBI's taxonomy places the organism in Eukaryota, Metazoa, Arthropoda, Insecta, Hymenoptera, Ichneumonidae.
GUUACAUUCUUUAGGAUUGAAAGAGAUCAAAGAAAAUCACAAUCGAGAUAUUUAAUGUUUUUUUAAAUUUUCUUUUUCAAAAUUGAAUCAAGUUGUAUCUUUUUUAUGUGACAAAAACAAUCAACAUCAUGAAGCAUCACGAAAGAUUAAAAAAAUGCAAUGAUGAAAAACUGAUGACAGACUUCAAAACUUCAGAACGUAACUGAUAAAGAAACAUGAGUUUCAAUCUAGUCAUUUUUUUGUAUUUUUUUCGUCGUUUGAAAAUUGGCGUCAACAAUCGAAUCAGUGAAACGAUAACAAAGGUGUUAUAUCAAUCGACAAGUUGAAUGUUUGGACGAUGAAUUCAUAAUGCAUUAAUUGACGUGAGUGUGACCCCGAAUGAUUGAUGGAACCGAUGAAUAUGGCGGAUCAGAGUCAAUUAUCGAUAAUCGUGGUCAAUGCCACUGGUUUUGAUAAUUUCACCGAGGACGAAUUUUUGGAGAACGUCCUGGGACCGAAGCAUUUACCGUUAAAGCUUGUAUUACCUGUGACCAUUACUUACGUCAUGAUAUUCAUUACUGGAGUUUUUGGCAACGCAGUCACGUGUGCAGUCAUCACUAUAAAUCCUGCUAUGCAAACGGCCACUAAUCACUAUCUCUUCAAUCUUGCUGUUUCCGAUUUAAUGCUACUCGUGCUUGGCUUACCUAACGAACUAUGGGUAUUUUGGCAACAGUAUCCUUGGGAGUUUGGUCUAACCGUGUGCAAGGGACGAGCUUUCAUUUCUGAAAUGUCUUCUUACGUAUCAGUAUUAACCAUAGUUGCGUUCUCUUUGGAGAGAUACUUGGCAAUUUGUCAUCCUUUACGUCUUUAUGUUAUGAGCGGUUUGAAACGACACAUGUUCGUCAUCGUAGCUGCCUGGAUUGUGGCACUGGUUUGUGCGCUGCCAUUCUGCUGGUACACCGAACUCAAUUAUGUUGAGUGGCCACCGUAUUCGAGGAACAUCUCGAGAAAUUCAGCAGUCUGUGCAAUGUUGAAUAUGCCGGAUCUCCCUUUGUAUGAAAUGAGCUGUAUUAUAUUUUUCCUCGGACCCAUGGUGAUGAUAAUGUGGCUCUACGUUCAUAUAGGCAGAGCCAUUCAAGGCACGACUCUUGGACACAGAAUAGAUGGUACAGUUCAUGGCGAGACUAGGCCAUCGCAAUCUCGCAAGGCCAUCGUUAGAAUGCUCAGUGCAGUCGUUAUAACUUUUUUUAUUUGCUGGGCGCCUUUUCACGUGCAGCGUUUACUCUGGGUUUAUACCCAACCAAGAACGUUUGCGAAGAUAAAUGAGUGGCUAUACCCGUUAGCUGGUUCUCUCUACUACUUCAGUACGACGAUAAAUCCGAUAUUAUACAACGUCAUGAGUGCCAAAUACAGAAAAGCUUUUAAACAGACUCUGCGAUGUUCACCUCCAAGUAAUCAUCAUUUUCAUAGAGAUGUGGAUGUGGCCAGUACAAGACAAGGAACGUUCUGUCGAUGCAGAUCUUCAAGUAGCUCCCGGAUUGUACGAGUACAGAGUGUGCUGAAAAAUCACAAGACUAAUAGGAACCCAAAGGAUCUCGUUCUCUCGCCUUUGCCAGACGACGAGAACGUUGAUUAUCACAAAAAUCAUAAACAUCAUGAGAAUUACGAUCGCAACGGUAUGUUAAGCCUGAAAGCUUCGACGGAAUCCAUCGAUGAGUCCAAUCCUGCGUACAAUAAAACGUUAAAAUCUUCAAUAGUGAUCGAUCGGAUAAACGGAACAACUAAUUGUCGAAAAGAUGAAAAAAGCGGAAGAGCUUUUUUUGGUGAAACCCAAAUUUAAUCGAAAGCAAGAUGAAAACAAAAUCAAAACUAUACUCCACUACGUGUAUUAUAUCCUGAAAUCAACGAGCUUCGAACACUUUGUGUAAAAAUACCAUCGAGCUUUCAAAAUCUAUUCUAUGUAUAUUACGAUUGUCAAAAUAACAAAUAAAAAUAUAAUUUUACGAUAAAUAUAAUUUACGAUAUAAAUUAAAAAAUAAUAACGAUAUCAAAGCAAUUAUUUAUCAACCAAUCCUGUAAACCGAAUGGAGUUGUACCACUUGAGAAAAUUAAUGGAAAUAAUAACGUUUUCUUGUGAAAAAAAUUUCUCAAAUUCUUACAUCAUACAGUUUCUUCAUGAAAGGAAUUAAUUAAGCUUAUGUAGGAUACUUUAUUUUUUAUUUUGCUGAGUAUAUUCUUCGAGUGAAGACAACAGUAUACACAAUGGCUACAAAUAAGCAAAGAGUCGUUCUGGAAAUAA